AUGGACUCAUCCCCCUAUCCGAGAAGAAUAGAGAAGAGGAACAGACCUCCGUUGUCCUGCGAACCGUGUCGCACCCGGAAGUCAAAGUGCAACCGUGCUUUGCCUUGUGACAGCUGCACCAAGCGGAACCGGGCAUCAUCAUGCCACUACGCGGCGAACGUCAAACCCAGCGAACCCGGCGUCGUUAAGAAGACAAACCUUGCAGAACGACUGAGGAAUCUAGAGACUCUGGUCUCGUCAUUUGUGGCCCAGGACCUUGUUGUCCAACCGCGGAAGCAACCAGAAGGUGGCAGCGCCGUGAAUGCCCCAGCCGUCCCCGGGAUUCUGCGCGAACCGCAGAUUCCCGACAAGCCAGCUCGGCAUGACAGUCGCGAGAGCAAACAAGAGACGGGGCUGGAACCGGAAACGCCUCGCAUACGGCAGACUCAUGACGGCCAGGUCAACUACGUCGACUCCAGUCACUGGCUGUCGAUAUUGGAAGACAUUCGAGAAGUCCGGGAGCACCUAUCGCCGCCUGGGGAACUGGUUGCGCAAGACACUCCGAGCAGCGCUGCGCCGUCCAGAUGGGAGCUCGAACCCGAGGCCAGGUCCAUGUUGGGCCUGCCCCAAAGUUUAAGUCUUGAUGAGAUCCUCCAAUCUCUCCCGCCACAACCGGAGUGUGAUAGGUUGCUUUCUCAUUACUUCAAUUCCAGGUUCCAAGUCUUGGGCAUUGUCCACCCACACAAGUUUCAAACAGAAUACACGAAAUUCUGGGAGGCGCCGUCCAAGGCCCCAGUUCUCUGGAUUGCCCUGCUGUUUGCUCUCCUCAGUACCGCAACGAAUCUCCUCCGCCUGGCAAGGGCAGGUAAGCCAGAUGAUUCAACGCUUUUACACGCAAGACCGCUGCAGCAGCGGACAGUGGAAUGCCUGGUCCUCGGCGGAUACGCCACGGCCAACGCGUACGCCCUCGAAGCCUUGAUCCUCCACACCCAGAGCCGCUUCCUGAGCGAUAUGCACGACGGGUCCCACGUGCAUCUUUGGUUCGCCAUGGGCACGAUCAUCCGCCUGGCCAUCCGCAUGGGCUACCACCGCGACCCGAGCAAGAUGCCCGGCAUCACGCCCUUCGACGGCGAGAUGCGGCGACGCGUCUGGCUGAACAUCUUCCAGCUCGAUGCCCUGCUCUCCUUCCAGAUGGGCUUCCCCAGCAUGAUACCCACCGAGUGCUGCGACGCGCAGCCGCCGCGCAACCUCGAGUACUCCGACUUCUCCGUCGACACGGACGUCCUGCCGCCCUCCCGGCCCCUGACGCACGACACGCCGGUGCUCUACAUCAUCGCCAAGGCCGACAUCAUGGCCGUGUUCAAGAAGAUCGUCGCGCACACGCAGUCGCUCGCGUCGCCGACCUACGACCGGACGAUCGCGCUCGACCUCGAGGCGCGCGCCGCCUACGCCCAGCUCCCGGCCAUCCUCCAGCGCCGCGACGUCGGCCGCAGCUUCAUGGACCCGGCCAGCCGCAUCCUCGAGCGCUGCACGCUCGAGCUGCUGCACCUCAAGAGCCUCGUCGUGCUGCACCGGCGCUACGUCAGCUACGAGAGCACCGCGACCACGACCACGACGACGAGGCCGUCGGUCGCCGCCACCACCGCCUCGCGCCGCGCCUGCGCCGAGGCCGCGCUCGACAUCCUCGCGCGCCAGGCCGACCUGCACCGCGCCGCGCGCCCCGGCGGCAGGCUGCACGAGGACCGGUGGAUGCUGACGUCGCUGACGGUGCACGACUUCCUGCUCGCCGCGAUGGUGCUGUGUCUGGACCUGUCGGUGCGGCUGUCGGAGGGAGAGGGCGGCGGCGCUGCUGCUGCCGCCGGCGGUGAUGACGGCCACGGCGACGGCCACGGCCACGGCGAUGGCCUCGCGCGCAGGGAGUUCGCUGCCCUGCAGACCUCCCUGCAGGUCUGGACUGAGACCAGCGCGCUCUCGCCCGAGGCGCUCGUCGCGGCGCUCGCGCUCGAGCUGAUGAUUCGCAAGGUGUCGGAGAAGAAUGGCGGGCUUCAGGACCGGGGUGGUGCUGCUGCUGCUGCUGCGGCUGCUCCGGCGGCUGGUGUUGAUAUGCCGGCUCUCGGCAGCGCGGAGCUGCCGUAUGCGGAUCUUGUGUCGGAGGUGAUUGACGGCGCGGAGACGCCGGAUUGGGUAGGUCACUUCGGAUGCUGGCGUUGUGUUGGGAUGCCGUGGCUUUGUUAA
Molecule: messenger RNA, 2214 nt
Organism: Thermothielavioides terrestris NRRL 8126
Lineage: Eukaryota; Fungi; Ascomycota; Sordariomycetes; Sordariales; Chaetomiaceae
Exons: 4
Coding region: 1-2214 (737 amino acids)
Biological process (GO): regulation of DNA-templated transcription; DNA-templated transcription
Cellular component (GO): nucleus
Molecular function (GO): DNA binding; DNA-binding transcription factor activity, RNA polymerase II-specific; zinc ion binding
Source: RefSeq, a predicted model, not a curated record